Molecule: messenger RNA, 603 nt
Organism: Linnemannia hyalina
Lineage: Eukaryota; Fungi; Mortierellomycota; Mortierellomycetes; Mortierellales; Mortierellaceae
Source: the annotation of a GenBank genome assembly
AUGGAGCCAGGAAAGCCUAUAUCCUUUGAUAUGUUCCGCAAUAUCGGACACUCUCAGGAUGGCACGUUUGAUUUCUUACUCAAGAAGAUCGAUACCGUCAAUCGAAACCAAGACAUCACCUAUUCCGACAAAGAUGAAGCCAACAUCUCAUCGCAGCUUUCUCUCGGCUUCAACUUGAAGUUUCCCACCGAGGGUCUCAGCUACUCCGCCAACAAGAAGGUAUCGAAGGUCCAAAUCAACGCUGUGGCCAAAGGACGCCGAUUGAUGAAUACCUCCAAUUUCCCUAUGGAUGUCUAUUCUGCCCACGCAAUCUUCAGACAAAAGACUGGCUGGGGUAUCGAGAAACUUGUCGUCUCAGCGGAUAUCGAUAUAUUUUUCUUCCGCUCCAGCCAGAGCGAAGUCUUGAUCAAAGUCCAUCCAGAGAAUCUAUCUUGCGAUCGGAAGAACCAUGUUGCCAUCUGGGAGUGCGUAAUGCAGAACCAGAUCUUGACACUCUCUGACAAUGUCCUCACAUUCAAUCCUACCAAACUUACCCAAACUCCAAACGAUCCUCUAUUCGUGCUCGAACAAUGUGAUCGUUCGACUGUUAGUUGUCGAGUAUAA